CAUAAAUUUAUUUUUUUCAAAAAAAUAAAAAUUGAGAUCGUUCUUUCUUCUCCAUUCCUGCAAUUCCGCCAAGCUUUGGACUUAAUCUCCAUGGCUUCUUUCACACCAAGCCCUCAUAAGACCUCAGAGCACAAUAAACCGAAGAAAACGACGACAACACCGCCUUCUUUCGAUCCAAAUCAAUGGACGACACAAAAACAGCAACAGAUCUACACCUUCAAGCUAAUCCGAGCUCUCCGUCACUCUCCUCCGUCCUCCUCCUCCGUAUCCGCCAAACAAGUCCGCGAAACGGCGGACAGAGUACUGGCCGUCGCCGCAAAGGGAACAAUGCGUUGGAGCAGAUCCAUUCUAAGUGCCGGCGCCAAGAUUAUAAAGAAAUAUAAGAAAGCGAAGGUCGUCGCCGGAUACAGUAGGUCGAGGAGAUCGGAGAUUACCAAAGAGAAGAGGAAAUUGACGGUCGUUGAAAGGAAGCUGAAGGUUUUGAGACAGCUUGUCCCCGGUUGCCGUAAGCUAGCUUACUCGAUCAUUCUAGAUGAAACUAGCGAUUACAUAGCGGCUUUAGAGAUGCAAGUUCGCGCCAUGACGGCUAUUGCCGAGUUCCUCGGUGGUGGUGGCAGCGUUCGAACGCAGCCGCCGGCGCUGGCUGAUAGACUUUGUGCUCAUGUCGACCUGUAAAAAUUUUUUGGAA
Messenger RNA from Hibiscus syriacus, 688 nucleotides. RefSeq names its product transcription factor bHLH149-like. Gene Ontology annotation, molecular function: protein dimerization activity. Gene Ontology annotation, biological process: regulation of DNA-templated transcription. Lineage: Eukaryota; Viridiplantae; Streptophyta; Magnoliopsida; Malvales; Malvaceae. The transcript has a single exon. The record is from RefSeq and is a predicted model, not a curated record. Bases 91 to 675 code for a protein of 194 amino acids.